AUGCCCAAGUUGGACGACUGUCUGGAAGAAGCACAGUUAAAUGGUCGAUUUAGAGUCGAUGCAGAGCGUACGGAUAAUGGACAGCGACUUCUUCAGUUGUGUGCAGAUCAUCGUCUGUUCCUGACCAUACAACUGCUGGAAGAACCAAGCUGGUCCGAACGAAACAUUAAUACCAACCCACCAUCAUCAACCGAAAUCCAGCGUGAGAUUUCAAUCCUGAAGCACGGCAAGGCAUCUGGCCCGGAUGGUCUACAUCCCGCGCUUUUCAAAGAAGGUCGGGAGGCCCUUGUGAACAGUCUGACAACUAAACUGCAGAAGAUUUGGAAUGAAAAACGAAUACCAGUCGAAUGGAGUUCCUCGACCGUCAUCCAAGUUUUCAAAAAGGGAAUCCUCAAACACGUCCACAAAAGAUCAAGUGUGCCGUACUACACGGUACAUUUUCAGGGUUGGAAAGGUAAAUGGGAUCGUGAAGUUCCAGAAAACCUGUUAUUGGAGAACACGGAGUUCAAUAGGAUGCUGAAAAAGAAAAUUGAUGAGAUCGUGCGCAAUGUUCGUUGUCGCGUUAAGCGCAAGCAACGGAUAGACCAAAUACUCGAAAUUGCCGCCGUCAGUGCAGAUGAUAUAGAUUGGGAUAAAAUUCCCGGAAUUUGGAACAGUCGACAGAAGAAGCAGAGCCGAAAGAGUCGUUCAGGCAGUGCUGUAACUUUAUCAACUAGCGAAAAAUCAACAUCGGACAGGGGUGCUUUUCUCGGUAGCACAUGCUCUGAGGACAGUGAUGCGACCACUUUGGAUGAGGAAGACACGUUGCAGUUGCAAUACGAAACUCUGCCGGUUCAUCGGUAUUUUACUGUCCCGGUUCAGUUGCCUGUCAACUUGCGCCUGAUUCUCGAUGCACAUUUGAAUGGGAUCAUCGGCAACAAACCCCCAUGUCCUGAACGCGCUUCUCGGGUUUUGGGACCUGCCUACCUAAAAACGGAUCAAAACAGAGUGCUGUGUGCAGAUACGUGUUCCAGCCUUCGCGUUUUGUUUGACUGUAAUUUGGAGUCCUACCUGCUACCGACGGAACUAAAAGCGGGUUCGAAUAAGUUCCGACCGUUUCCUUACAAUGGUCACGCUUUCCCGAUUGGAACACACAUGCCUUCAGCAGUUCAGUCCAUGUAUCGAUAUUCGUCCCCGAGAUAUGAGCUCCUACCAGAGAUCGAGACUCAAAAGUCACCCGAACUACCAUGUUUAAACUAUCCAGCUCAUUACUUGUUGCGUGUAUUUGUUAAUAUAUCAGAUCUCUUGAACACAUUGCCUAUGACCACAUGCCGACGUGCUAUCGUCACCCGUCAUCUGGUCCUGCUACUUGACUAUCUAGAACGAACCCGGAGCUUUUGGUUCGCCAAGACCACGCCCCAUCACACGUCGCAUAUGAGCAGGUCCCCCCAAGGGGUUCCUUCAGAAGUAAUUCAGGUUUCGGCAGGUAAUCGGUCCAAGAUGCAGACGGCCACUAAAACAACAUCUGAGUCAUCCAGCUCUACCGAGCCUCAAACUGAAAUUUCGGAUCGUACGCGACGCGCCCUCAGACGAGAACAUCCUAUCGCGGUCCAGUCCAGAUCAGUUAAAAUGGAAGAACAUGCCGUCAACGAUCCUCCCGUUUCUCCAUCUACUUCGAGAAGCGCAAGGCCCACAGCUCCUUAUCCACUCCGUGAGAUAAGCUCUUCUAGUCCUCUAACAGAAUCCCGCUCUCGGGAUGUUCCCGUCCGAUCAGGCGAACCUGAUCAGGAAUUACCUCUCCUUCGACCUCGAUACAAUGGGUUCAUGCUGGGUCGCUUUAUUCCGAAGACCCGUUUCUCACAUCAAUGUGCCACGAAUUCGUCUUGUGCUGAGGUGAAUCCAGACAUUGAACCACCACUACGGAAGCACCGUGACCACACUUCAGUGUUGCGUGCCCUAUCUUCUUGUGUACAACCCAGUGAGGAUGCCCCGGACUUCCGAGUCGGUGGAGAUCCUUGGUUAGGACACACGCGUCGCCUGAAGAUGCACUUGAUGGCUCGAGCAAGAGGACGUUUGGCUGCCCGUCUAGCCAUACGUGAUUAUUUUCCCAAUGACAUUGUGGGUGUUGCGAAAGAGGUGCCCCGCAUUGAACGUCUGCUACCAAUCACAACACCAAACGAUGUGCUCAAACGUCAUUCUGAAGGCAAGUUAUCUGCUGUGGAGGCGAUGGAUCGAUUGAUUUUGCUCCUCGCACCGCAACAUGCAUGGAAACUGUACAAUGAAAUAGCUCCAGAAGAAGACUGGUCUGUGGAUAUGCUACAUCGCCUUCUUGAUCUUCUGUGCGCAACCAAUGGCGGCCCAAGCGAGAGUCAACUUUUUCCGCCCAACUCAGAUAUGUCUUCGUUACCGGACCCACAAGAGCUUUAUUUUAUGGACGAGUUUUCCUCGUUUACCACAGCGGCUGGAACUCAAAGCACCACACGGUUGAAUGCGUCAGAUGCACUGGACAGUUCGCCCAAACUGGAGGAAACUGAGUUGGAUCCGGAAACAUCUGAAAUUCCCGUAGAAUCUGUAGAAGCUAGUGUCAUUGGCUUGUGGUCUUUGCAUGGGCCUGCAGAACAGCUCUUUCAGAAGCAGCGAGAAAAACUACGAACAUCAGCGGCCUACUGUAGCAUGAUUCGUGGGGCAUCGAGGUUCAAAAGUCCCAGCCGUGCCCUUCAGCUGGCGGACGAAGCAUGGGCUCUGGAUGAAGGCGAUGCUUGCUUGGAUGCAACCACUUACAGCUCGCUGGUGCGCAGUUUAUCUCACUUGGAUGAACCAAACAUUUGGCCUUUGGCUCGUUCAAUCCUUGAUCGUUUCGUGUCUUCCGCACAAACCCCGACAGUGGAACUCUUUUCUUCCACUUUGAACGCAAUUGCUGAAAGCACACUCAGGCUCAACAAAAUCCCUCCUUCUGUGGCUCCAACGCUGGACAUUAUGAAGCAGUAUGUAGCUGUGGGUCUUGGAUUAUUAGCAGAAUUGCGUCAACUUGGGUUUGAGCCCAGUUUGGGUGUAAUGGCUAAUAUGUUGAGAAUUAUCCACUUUGCGCACCCUUCCUUCUCACAUAUCAGGGCUGGUGAAUCGACGGACUUCUAUGGUUACUGUGCUUCAGAUUUGGUUGACAGUUUUCUAAAUGAAUUGGAUUACCGAUUCAGAUACAUUAAGUCGCCUUUCCGAGAUGACAUACGUACCAGGGAUGAUUCUGCUUUCUUUCCUAUUGCAAUGCGGAUUGCGUAUUCGGAAUUUAAUCUCAACCUUGGUGAUAAAAUUAACCAGCUUCUUGUUGGUUCCGAAGAUCGUCGCUUUUUUCUAUCUACCAGCCACGAGAUGCGUGGCUAUGUUAUAUCUUAUUCUUUGCUUGUGAUGAGUCACAUUCAAGGUGAUAGAGAAGAUCCCUGUCAAGUAUGCGAACGGAUAGACCUCCUUUAUCGCACUCAUCGGCAAGUUAUUUUAUCUACCGGCAGGCUUCUAACCCGAAUGGUUACGCUUCUCUGUGAAUUGUUGUCCAGUUUAUCCCCACAAGAUGGUUUGAAGGCUACUCUUCUACCUGACGACGGUGAGAAUCGGAGAAAAAUGGAAGGAAGGAAUCUGGCAUAUAUCUGUUUGUCCCGUUUGUUCAUGGAUAUGGUCGAACAGCUUCCGUUAACGGAAGAUUUUCGCACCAAGAAAUCCACACCAACAUUGUUGAAGUCACUCAUUAACCAUUCAUCAACCAACCCUAAUCUUGCUGUAUCGGUAGCCGCUCAUGUGGUUGAACGACUCAAACUAUCGGCAGCAAAGGCAGCCUCUGAUGCGUCGAAAUACGCGCAGCCCGAAAAACGUCAGACCUACAACGAUCCUUUGUUCAUAGAGGAUAUGAUCAAUUUGGUUCUUCCAGCUGCCACUCAACUUAUUCGCUCUGGCAGUUCACUCGGGCACACGAGCAAGCCUCAGCAACUGGCCACAAGGCGCACCCUAGCAACACUGCAUGAGUGGUUCGUAUAUGCGAUUGAACACAAAGCCGUUUCGUGGAAAUGGGUUAUUCCGCUGGUUGAGGUUUUAUUUGAACAGGACUUUGAUGUGAAUGAGGAUGAUUUGUGGGCGCUGUUGGGUCAGUUGUCACUUAUUCCCCUCGUGCCCGAUAACAGGGAAGAAGCCAAAUGUGCAUUGAAAACAAUGGCACCUGUGUUGGCCAUUCUGGAAAAGUCGGCUCCUCCGAAAACCCUCAGCAUGCCAGUCAUCGUACAACAACGUCAAAAUAUUUUGACAGCCAUUCGUCGCGUGCUUAGAGAAGCCUAUGAAAAUGCACCAGAAGCUGCGGCUCACAGUGAAGGUGACUUUUCCGUUCACAAAGACUCACCACCACACCUCAGAGCCGGCGCUAGCUAAUAAAAUGCUUUGUGUCCUUUAGCGCCACUGUACACAAUUACAGAAUAUG
Molecule: messenger RNA, 4435 nt
Organism: Opisthorchis viverrini
Lineage: Eukaryota; Metazoa; Platyhelminthes; Trematoda; Opisthorchiida; Opisthorchiidae
Exons: 13
Coding region: 1-4386 (1461 amino acids)
Biological process (GO): mitochondrial translation
Cellular component (GO): mitochondrion
Molecular function (GO): ribosomal small subunit binding; rRNA binding
Source: RefSeq, a predicted model, not a curated record